CUUGGUUGCGGUUUCCAUUUGGAUUGAUGAUUGAACGAAGAACACAGAAUGAGGGCCGUGUGUCUGGCUAAGUCGCCCUCUUUUCCCAGAGGAUGGCAAAGGGCUGCAGUUGAACCUGAUCAGAGACCGGUGGCUUUUAAAGAUGUGGCUGUAUAUUUCACGGAGGGACAGGGAGCGCUGCUGGACCCAGGUCAGAAGGCUUUAUACAAAGAGGUCAUGAUGGAGAAUUAUGAGAAUGUGGCCUCAUUAGGGUUUCCAGUCCCCAAGCCUAACCUCAUCUUGUGUCUCGAACAAGGAGAAGACCCAUGGUUGCCGGAUCCUUUCAGCUUCAGUGGUACACGGCCAGGUGUUCUGAGGAAGAAGAACGCAUGUCGCAAGUGUGGAAAGUGCUUCGCUCAGAAGUCAGAUCUUGCCAUACACCGAAUUGUUCACGUGGGGGAGAAACCUUUCAAGUGUGUGGUGUGCGCGAAAUAUUUUGUCCAUCAUUCGGAGCUUGUGAAACACCAGCGAGUCCACACGGGAGAAAAACCUUUCAAAUGCCUUGAGUGUGGGAAAUGUUUUUCCCGCCAGUCAGUCCUUGUGAAUCACCACAGAAUCCACACGGGAGAAAAACCCUACAAGUGUCUGGAGUGUGUAAAAUGUUUUACCCAGAGGUCUCAACUUGUCAGGCACUUAAGAGUCCACACAGGGGAGAAGCCUUACAAAUGUUCAGAGUGUGAGAAAUGUUUUGCCCGUCAUUCAGUCCUUAUAAAUCACCAAAGAGUGCACACAGGAGAAAAACCAUAUAAAUGCCUGGAAUGUGCAAAGUGCUUUGCACGCCAGUCAGUCCUGGUGAACCAUCAGAGAGUCCACACUGGAGAAAAACCAUACAAAUGUCAGGAGUGUGGGAAACUUUUUGCUCACCAGUCAAAUCUCGUCAACCACCAGCGAGUCCAUACAGGAGAGAAACCCUACAAAUGCUUUAAAUGUGAAAAAUGUUUUGCCCAGCAGUCUGAUCUUGUGAAGCACCGGAGAAUCCACACUGGAGAGAGACCCUACAAAUGUCAGGAGUGUGGGAAAUGUUUUGCUAUACAUUCAGAUGUCGUGAAUCAUCAGAGAGUCCACACAGGAGAAAAGCCUCAUAAAUGUCAGGAGUGUGGGAAAUGUUUUGCUCAACGUUCGGCCCUUGUGAGCCAUCAAAGAGUCCACACGGGAGAGAAACCCUACAAAUGCCAAGAGUGUGGGAAAUGUUUUGCUCAGCUCUCGAACCUUGUGAAACACCAGAGAGUUCAUACAGGGGAGAAACCAUAUAAAUGCUUAGAAUGUGGCAAGUGUUUUGCUGACCACCCAGCUUUUGUCAGGCACCAGAGGGUUCAUACAGGAAAGAAACCGUAUAAAUGCCUGGAGUGUGGGAAAUGUUUUGCUGAUAGGUCUCACGUUGUAGCUCACCAGAAAGUUCAUAGAGGAAUGAACCCCUACAAAUGCUCCGAAUGUGGGGAGUGUUUUGACCAGCACUCCGCCCUUGUGAGUCACUGGAUGAUCCACACGGGAGAGCAACCCUACGAAUGUCUGGAGUGUGGCAAAUGCUUUCCUCGGCCUUCAGCCCUUGUGAAACACUGCCGGGUCCACACCUCAGAGAAACCCUACACGUGCUUGGACUGUGGGAAAUUUUUCGCCCAACAAUCGGGGCUUGUGAAGCACCAGCGCACCCACACUGGAGAAAAGCCUUACACGUGCUUGGAGUGUGGGAAGUGCUUUGCUGAUGGCUCAUCCUUCAAGAGGCACAGAAGAGUUCACACAGGAGAAAAACCCUUCACGUGUUCAGACUGCGGGAAAUGCUUUUCAGAUCGUUCAAAUGUUUUGGCUCACAAGCGGGUUCACACAGGGGAGAAACCCUACCGGUGCUUGGAGUGUGGGAAAUGUUUUUCUCAUCGGUCGCACAUUGUAAAACACCAGAAAUUCCACAUGAAAAGGAGAGUAGCUAAGUGCCCACAAACCCAAGGGUUAGUGGCAGAUGGGUUACUUGAUCCUGGGACACCCAAACUGCAUCUUGGAAGCAAUGAGUUACAAGUCACCUAAUUGUUGUCACACAUUUUCUUUUCUUUUGCAAGAAACUUGUAACAAAGUUACAUUGAAGAGGAUCAUCAAACAUGGGAAUGAUUAGUUUACUGGUGAAGUAAAUACUGGGACUAAUUAAUACUGGGACCGCCUAGAGUGGUCCUCA
Molecule: messenger RNA, 2203 nt
Organism: Pogona vitticeps (central bearded dragon)
Lineage: Eukaryota; Metazoa; Chordata; Lepidosauria; Squamata; Agamidae
Source: RefSeq, a predicted model, not a curated record